GUAUGGCGUUUGGGCGGGUGUUCGUCAGUGUUGUGAAGCCGCGCGGAUAGAAAAACAAAACAAAACGACAAAGCACAAACACAUUGUUUAAUGCGGAGAUAAAAGGCGGGUUCUCUGGAGCAGCGGGGAGAUGAACUGGGAACAACUGGAGCUCAACCCGAGGAUCAGGGCAGCGGUGAGGAGAGCCAAGAUGAAGUCUGUCAGGGAGGUUUUAUGUGUUUCUGGUCUGGACCUGCAGAGACUCACCGGCCUGUCCCGCUCUGACGUCCAGCAGCUGCUCACCGCUACCGCCUCCUCCUACAGAUCAUACCCUCCAGUCCCAGCCCUCGUCCUCCAUCGUGGGGAGUGUCGCAGGUUGGAGUCCGGCCUCAGACUCAGCGUGGGCUGUCCUUUACUGGAUGAGCUGCUGAGGGGGGGUCUUCCUGUGGGGGGGGUCACUGAGCUCUCUGGCGAGAGCGGAGCGGGAAAGACUCAGCUGGCUCUGCAGCUCUGUCUAUCUGUACAGUACCCCACACUGUACAGAGGGCUGGACUCAGGAGCAGUUUAUAUCUGCACCGAGGACUCGUUUCCCAUCAGACGACUCCAGCAGCUGAUCAGAGGACAGUCCUGUCUGCGCUCUGACAUCCCACCAUCCCUGAUCAGCAGAACCCAGUUCAGUGAUCGGAUCUACAUCGAGCAUGCUGCUGAUCUGGACUCUCUCCAGGUGUGUCUGUCCCAGCGUGUUCCCCUCCUGCUGGCUCGGGGUCUGGUCCGGCUCUUGGUCGUGGACUCAGUGGCGGCUCUGUUCAGGUCUGAGUUCCAGGCUGAUGAUUGGCUGGAGAGGAACAAACAGCUGCUCACCUUCUCCUCCACACUGCACCACCUGAGCCAGGAGUUCAGCACACCUGUCCUCUGUAUCAACCAGGUCACAGAUGUCUUCAACAGAGCUGAUCACAGUUUGGGACCUCUGUCCUCCAAUGUGUCACCUGCUCUGGGGUUGGCCUGGGCCAAUCAGGUGAUGGUCCGGCUGAUGAUCAGGCGUCUCCAGGGGACCAUUGCCCGUGGCGACCAGUGCAGCGCCCUCCGCAGGCUAGAGGUGGUGUUUGCGCCUCACCUGGCCCGAGAUGGACGAGACGCCGCAGUCUGGAGUGAGGGGGUCCGAGGCGUCUCCAGCUCUGACUGAUAAACUGUUUUAAUGGAAAGAGCCAUCCAUUCAAAUAUAUAAAUAAAGAUGUGUAUGAAAACUGUGUGAUAUAAAGAUUAUAAAUAAAUCACACAAGGUCGCAGUUUGCGUUUGAAUCUACACGUGUGUGGACAGUAACUUAAAAUGGCCGUUUCUCCAGUGGAACUUCUGCAUCAUUCUUUUUCGCUUUUCUUCACAAACCAUCAUCAUCAUCAUCAUCAUCAUCAUCAUCAACAUCAUCAUCAUCAUCACAUACCUCUCCAAACCAUUGUGACAGGACAGAGAAGCAGCUACAGCCAACGUCUCACUGCAGGACAGAGGUUCAGGAGAUCCAUCAGGCUGCUGGACACCUAAGCCAAAGACUAGAUUAAUUUAUUAUUAUUAUUAUUUAUUAUCAACUAUUAUUAUUAUUACUAAUGAGCUACUGGACAUGUGAAUUUCCCCUAGGAGAUAAAUAAAGUAUCUAUCUACUCUAUUUUACCAUGAUCUACUCUCUCCUGUUGCUUUUACUGAUAUAUAUCAUAAUAUAUUCACAUAAUAAUAUCAUGACGUCAGGUCGCUGUCAGUGCGCCUGCGCAGUUUGCAGUAAAGACAGUAGAGUACUAUAGAAAUUGGACGUUGCUUUGUUUCCUUCAUAAGAAAAGCGGUAAAGUGUUUGUACAGUUGUAAUAAAACGAAUACAAAAUAAAAAGUUUUUGUGUUUUUAUCAUUUAUAAUAACUCCACAGUUUAACAACAAUAUUUAAUCAGUUUAGGUUUAUCAGAGAAUGCUGUUAAGUUUAGCUCAUCUUUAUCUUUAUGAUUCUCUGUUACAAUUAUUUUCUCUGGUCCUGUUAGAAAAGUGU
Messenger RNA from Seriola dumerili (greater amberjack), 2006 nucleotides. RefSeq names its product X-ray repair cross complementing 3 (gene xrcc3). NCBI's taxonomy places the organism in Eukaryota, Metazoa, Chordata, Actinopteri, Carangiformes, Carangidae. The transcript is spliced from 7 exons. Gene Ontology annotation, cellular component: replication fork; Rad51C-XRCC3 complex. Gene Ontology annotation, biological process: t-circle formation; resolution of mitotic recombination intermediates; telomere maintenance via recombination. Gene Ontology annotation, molecular function: ATP binding; ATP-dependent DNA damage sensor activity; four-way junction DNA binding. The record is from RefSeq and is a predicted model, not a curated record. Bases 131 to 1162 code for a protein of 343 amino acids.